AUGGAUCCGGCAACUGCAAGUGCGGAUUCUUGCCAGCCCCUGAGGAUCCUCUCGCUCGAUGGGGGUGGAAUUCGUGGCAUAUCAAGUCUUCUUAUAUUGGAAAGAAUCAUGGAGAGAAUCUGCGAUGCCGAGGACCUCGACCACGUUCCGCGACCGUGCGACCAGUUUGAUUUGAUCGGUGGCACAAGCACUGGAGGAAUCAUCGCAAUCAUGCUUGGAAAACUAGGCAUGACAGUCGAUGAAUGCAUACGAGCGUAUAGACAGGUUGCAGAGCAAGCCUUCACCCCCAAACGAACUUCGAUAUUACCCGCAUCACCUACAGGUGCGUUCUCGGCGAAAGCUCUCGAAAACGCCAUGAAACAAAUAGUCCGAGAGUAUUGUACAAACGUCGAAUGCGUAACCCGCCGGCGCCAAGGUCACGCAACUGUCACCACAUGUCCACAUUCCAAUAUGGUUUUCCGAGACGACACAUGCACAAAAACUGUGGUCUUGGCAAUCACGAAAGACAAUGUCGAUGCACCACCAACACUCUUCAAGACUUAUGAUCGAUCCGCUGCCUUCGAGAGUUCUACCCUUUGGCAGGUUGCAAGAGCGACUUCAGCAGCAACGACCUUCUUCAAGUCCAUAAAAGUUGGCCGAGAUGAGAUCGAGUUCAUUGAUGCCGGCUUUGGAUACAAUAAUCCAUGCAAUAUUCUGAUCCAGGAGGCUCAGCGAGAGUUUCCUGACCGCGGAAAAAUGCGGAUUCUAAGCAUCGGGACUGGCUUAGGUGAUGUCGUUACUAUCCAAAACAAACGUUUAUCUAUUAUUACCGCGCUAAAAAGAAUGGCCUCAUCAUCCAAGAAAGUGGCAGCAGACGUCGAUCAUCGCUACGGUGGUAACGGCGAAUACUAUCGGUUUAACGUUGAUCAAGGCCUUCAGGAUAUCACAUUGUCAGAUUGGGAGAAAGCUAGUAAGAUAUCCGCGCACACACGGAACUACCUAGCGGAGAAUGAGCGAGUGAUUAAACAAUUGAUUGGUGAAAUCACCUGUCAUUCUCAAGUGUCUGGCAAGCCUUUCUUCUUUGUCCCACUACGUCAAAACGGUAACUUUGUAGGACGUGGAAAGGAAUUGGACGAGCUCAAGCAGAAGGUACUGGCUCAGAAAGAUAAUGGAAGACUCGCAGUCUUCGGGUUAGGCGGUAUCGGCAAGACCCAAAUCGCACUGCAAGUUUCGUACUGGGCGAGACAAGCCAUGCCCGCCCACUCUAUCUUUUGGAUACCAGCACUGAGCAAGGCAAGUUUUGAGCAGGCUUGCACGCAGAUUGUGGCAAAGCUCGGAAUCAGUAAAAUCUCGGAUAAUGAAGAUGCCAUGGAGUCAGUGCAACGGCAUCUGAGUUUGCAAUCAACCGGACCGUGGCUUCUGAUUGUGGACAAUGCGGACGACAUGGAUUUGCUCUUUGGAAGCUCAGAUUCGCCUGGAGGGAUGAGUCAAUAUUUCCCAGAGAGCGAGAUGGGUGUGACAUUACUGACUACUCGCUCUCGAGAGAUAGCCGUGUCAUUUGCGGGCAACCAAGUCAUUACAAUCCAGAAUAUGAAUUUGCAAGAGACAACAGGUUUAUUGGAAAACUCGCUGAUCAAAAGAGAUACGCGUCAAGACAGAGGGGAGACAGUGCAGCUGCUAGAGGAGCUCAACUACUUGCCUCUAGCGAUCACGCAAGCGGCUGCCUACAUGAACACGGCAGAUAUAUCAAUUUCAAAAUACCUCUCAUUGCUACGCGGCAAAAAGAGCGAUGCGGUCAGACUCUUAGGCAGACAAUUCCAAGACAGCACACGCUACAGGGGAUCACAAAAUGCCGUGGCUACCACAUGGCUGGUUUCCUUUCAGCAAAUUCACAGAACGGAUGAAGCUGCAGCUAACAUAUUGUCAUUUAUCUCCUGUAUCGAGCCAAAGGCGAUUCCACUUUCGCUCCUGCCUGACGUUGGAUCGGACGAAGAACUAGUCCACGCUAUUGGCACGUUGUGUGGCUAUGCCUUUCUCGCCGAAAGAGAUGAUGCUUCAUAUGACAUGCAUAGCUUGGUCCACUUGGCGACGCAGGUAUGGGUUCGAGAACAAGGAUUCGCAAAACAGACAAUAGAGGAAGCUGUUCAUCAUUUAGUGGGGACCUUUCCAUCUCAUGAUUAUAUCAAUCGCAGAUUGUGGCAGAGCUUCCUACCACAUAGCCUGAGAACUCUCCAAGAAAGCGAAGGGCGGGACACAAAGGAGAGGUCGGAGCUAUAUAUCAGGGUUGGCCGAUGCCUGGAAGCAGACGGCAGGAUCAGGGAGGCUGUGAAUUGUUAUGAAGAAAAAUUUAGGUGGGACAAAAGCCAGUACUCGGAGGAACACCCUGACCGACUAGCAUCACAGUAUGAGCUUGCUAUUGUGUAUCAAGCUGACGGCCAGGUUAGCGAGGCGGUCAAGCUACUUGAGCAUGUAGUUGCAGUACAAGAGAGAACCCUGGCUGAAGAGCACCUCUCUCGGCUGGUAUCACAGAAUGGCCUCGCUCGUGCAUACCGAGCUGAUGGCCAGAUUAGCGAGGCGGUCAAGCUACUUGAGUAUGUGGUUACAGUAUUAGAGAUAACUCUGGCUAAAGAGAAUCCCUAUCGGCUAGCAUCACAGCAUGAGCUCGCUAUUGUAUAUCAAGCUGACGGCCAGGUUGGCAAGGCAGUCAAGCUGCUUGAACAUGUGGUUGCACAUGGGCUCGCUAUUGCAUAUCAAGCUAAUGGCCAGGUUAGCGAGGCAGUCAAGCUGCUUGAGUAUGUGGUUGCAGUGCGGGAGAAAACCCUAGCUGAAGAGCACCCCUCUCGGCUAGCAUCACAGCAUGGGCUCGCUAGUGCAUAUCAAGCUGAUGGCCAGGUUGGCAAGGCAGUCAAGCUGCUUAAACAUGUGGUUGCAGUACAGGACACAGCCCUGGCCGAAGAGCACCCUAACCAACUAGCAUCGCAGCAUGGGCUCGCUAUUGCAUAUCAAGCUGAUGGCCAGGUUAGCGAGGCAGUCAAGCUGCUCGAGCAUGUGGUUGCAUUGCGGGAGAAAACCCUAGCUGAAGAGCACCCCUCUCGGCUAGCAUCACAGCAUGGGCUCGCUAUUGCAUAUCAAGCUGAUGGCCAGGUUAGCGAGGCAGUCAAGCUGCUUGAGCAUGUGGUUGCAGUGCGGGAGAAAACCCUCGCUGAAAAGCACCCUGACCGACUAGAAUCACAGUAUGGGCUCGCUAUUGCAUAUCAAGCUGAUGGCCAGGUUAGCGAGGCAGUCAAGCUGCUCGAGCAUGUGGUUGCAGUGCGGGAGAAAACCCUCGCUAAAAAGCACCCUGACCGGCUGGCAUCACAGCACGCGUUAGCAAUGGUUAAACACGAGUAUGAGAAUGAGCGACGGCAUUGA
Molecule: messenger RNA, 3390 nt
Organism: Penicillium griseofulvum
Lineage: Eukaryota; Fungi; Ascomycota; Eurotiomycetes; Eurotiales; Aspergillaceae
Product: Acyl transferase/acyl hydrolase/lysophospholipase
Exons: 6
Coding region: 1-3390 (1129 amino acids)
Biological process (GO): lipid metabolic process
Molecular function (GO): protein binding; ADP binding
Source: RefSeq, a predicted model, not a curated record